This is a messenger RNA of Purpureocillium lilacinum, 459 nucleotides long. Its product is annotated as nucleoside diphosphate kinase. Gene Ontology annotation, biological process: CTP biosynthetic process; GTP biosynthetic process; UTP biosynthetic process. NCBI's taxonomy places the organism in Eukaryota, Fungi, Ascomycota, Sordariomycetes, Hypocreales, Ophiocordycipitaceae. Gene Ontology annotation, molecular function: nucleoside diphosphate kinase activity. The record is from RefSeq and is a predicted model, not a curated record.
AUGUCUACCGAGCAGACCUUCAUUGCCAUCAAGCCCGAUGGCGUUCAGCGUGGCCUGAUCGCCCCCAUCAUCGGCCGCUUCGAGAACCGAGGCUUCAAGCUGGUUGCCAUCAACCUGGUCACUCCCUCCAAGGAGCACCUUGAGAAGCACUAUGAGGACCUCAAGGAGAAGCCUUUCUUCCCUGGUCUGAUCUCCUACAUGGGCUCUGGCCCCAUCUGCGCCAUGGUCUGGGAGGGCCGUGACGCCGUCAAGACCGGCCGCACUCUCCUCGGUGCCACCAACCCCCUGGCCUCUGCCCCCGGCACCAUCCGUGGCGACUUCGCCCUGGAUGUCGGCCGCAACGUCUGCCACGGCUCCGACUCCGUCGAGAACGCCAAGAAGGAGAUUGCCCACUGGUUCCCCAACGGCACCGUCUCCUGGAAGGCUGCCCAGUUCGACUGGGUCUACGAGAAGGCUUAA